GUCCAUGGAAAGAGCUGUGUUUAGCGGUUGAAUUGCGAAACACUGACGAACAAAUAAACAUAACCUCUUUAGUUUUGUUUGCAUUCAUAUACCGAGCUUGUACGUGAGUGUCAAAGACAGCUGUCAAAACGAUAAAUAUGACCUCAGAAACUCCCUUGGGUCUAGAAACCGACGCAAAAGAUGUUGCCACGCUGUCUGAAUUAUUCGACAAGGCAUUCGAAUUGUUCAACGACUUAAAUAAAACUCACGAGCCGACGAAUAGUCCAAAAGUCCAGUCUGAUAUUAAACGAGCUAUGAGCAUGUUGGAGGAAGCCACAAAAUUAGUAUCAAUAGUCGACAUGUUUAGUCAAAACGAAACUUUCGACGAAGUGGCUACGGAAAAUAUCAAAUAUUUUUUAUUGCCAGUCUUCCUUGGUAUGCUCGCAACAAAAAUUUGUAACACGGACGACAGAAUGCAUGUCGUUAACGUCGCCGAGAUUUAUUUCAUUGACUUUCUGAAACGCGUGAAAGCUUACGGUCUAACCGAUAUCGAAGUACCAGAGAUUAAAACAGAAACUGAGACAGAGAGUGCGCCUGGAAAAGUUCGAACGAACGCAGAGUUGAUCACCGAAAUGGUGAACCGGAGGAACACGAAAUUGCAGAGGUACAAAGAACAGAAAGAGUUGGAAUCGCGUUUGGAAGUAUUGAGAAAGCAUCUGUCCGACCCAAACAUCGAUGACGAAGUUAAAAGGGAUUAUUUUGUGACGCUUAUCAGAUUGUAUGUGAAUUUGACGAUCGAGGAAUUAAGCUCGUUAGCUGCGGAGAAACCGAUCUUAGAACACAUGAAAAGGAUGGGAAAAACCGAGAUGAUGUCCGGUCAGGUGUCGCAAAAGCGGAAACCGGCUCCGCCGACACUACAGCCUAUUAUUAUUACACGGGACGAUGUGCAAAAGAAAGUCUUUGGAGCUGGUUAUCCUAGUCUACCCGUUAUGACUGUUCAAGAAUUUUAUGAUCAGCGAGUAAAAGAUGGCGAUUGGCCGGAUCCUGCACAGCAACAUGAAGCAAACGCAAAGUGCUUGCAAGAUAUGGUAAACAAUCAAGGGGCUGAUGAUGAGCAAGAAAUAAUUCAGAAGGAAAGUAUGAUUGAAUCCGAUGACCCAGAGAUGUUAAAACGAUUACGUAACAUGGACGAGUAUAAAGAUACUCACAGAAGAGGAUGGGGUAAUCGUGCAAAUAGAAGUUGAACAGGAAAAAAUUGUUUACACUAUGAAUGCGAUAGUUAUCAGUUUCUUACAAUGUAUCUACCAAUUUCCUGACUCAUGUUACAUCGUCACUUCCUGUAUAUUACCCUUUACUGAACUACUGUAUCGUUGAAAAUUAUAUUUACACAAGAACACUUGGAUGAAUAAACAAAAGAAAAUUGUGUGUUUAAAAAAGAA
Molecule: messenger RNA, 1418 nt
Organism: Ceratina calcarata
Lineage: Eukaryota; Metazoa; Arthropoda; Insecta; Hymenoptera; Apidae
Gene: Tap42
Product: immunoglobulin binding protein Tap42
Exons: 4
Coding region: 138-1223 (361 amino acids)
Biological process (GO): regulation of dephosphorylation; regulation of signal transduction
Cellular component (GO): cytosol
Molecular function (GO): protein phosphatase 2A binding
Source: RefSeq, a predicted model, not a curated record